CAGUAAGCAGCGCAGCAGCGACGUCCUGGCGUCUCUGGCGUCCUAUGCACAUAGUACUAAAAACUAGCAUAUCAAUAAGUUUAAUUCAUUUCUAACUUAAGCAAAACACACAUAAGCAUACGCAUGUGUGUGUGUUCGCUUACAUAUUGCCUGCUCCUUAGUUUAGUUUGUGUUUAGACUGAUUAAAUGCCGGCUAAACUGUUGUCAAAAAUUCACCCCAUGGCCAAGGGCAUGAUGACCUAUGCCUUGCUGUGGCCCACGGGCAGCCUCAUCCAGCAGACAAUAGAGGGACGCAAUUUCAAGACAUACGAUUGGGCACGUGCGCUUCGCUUCAGUCUGUUUGGCAGCCUCUAUGUGGCGCCCACCCUCUAUGGCUGGGUGCGCCUCACCAGUGCCAUGUGGCCGCAGACGAAUCUGCGCAUUGGCCUGCUCAAGGCCGCAACGGAGCAACUGUCCUAUGGCCCCUUUGCCUGCGUUAGCUUCUUCAUGGGCAUGAGCCUGUUGGAGCUGAAGACCUUUCAGCAAGCCGUUGCCGAGACCAAGGAGAAGGCCCUGCCCACAUACAAGGUGGGCGUCUGUUGUUGGCCCAUUAUACAGACCAUUAACUUUUCGCUAGUGCCGGAGCACAAUCGCGUUAUCUUCGUCAGCUUUUGCAGCCUUCUUUGGACUAUAUUCUUGGCAUACAUGAAAACGCAAGCAAUGGAGCCGGAACACGAACAGAAGAGAGGAAGCACGCGAAGAAGUUGACCCAGUGCAGCAGCGACAGGGAAGGCAGGAGAUGCAGAUGAGGCUAGGGAGACAGCAGCAGCAGCUAUCAGAGACCAAACAGGAUGCGGUCCUUGUUUUCAUUUAGGAACCCAAGCAGCUCUGGCAUUUUUACUUGUUAUUCCAUAUAUAAGGGCAGGAUUAGGAGUAGACUGUCUUCCGCUUGGAGCAGAAGACAGCUAGAAGCAGGUGCAGCUGCUGGAGACCAAAUGUAGACAGCUGCUGCUGUUGC
Molecule: messenger RNA, 997 nt
Organism: Drosophila arizonae
Lineage: Eukaryota; Metazoa; Arthropoda; Insecta; Diptera; Drosophilidae
Product: mpv17-like protein
Cellular component (GO): mitochondrion; membrane; cytoplasm
Source: RefSeq, a predicted model, not a curated record